Prorocentrum cordatum is the source of this 2414-nucleotide messenger RNA. Lineage: Eukaryota; Dinophyceae; Prorocentrales; Prorocentraceae. The record is from the annotation of a GenBank genome assembly.
GCGGUGUGCGGGCACGGGAAGGACUACGCGAAGCGCGUGGGCCGUUUCGAGUCCGGGCUGGCGGUGCGGCGCGAGGCGGGCGCCGCGGAGAGCAAGCUGAUCGAGGACGACGACACCCUGCAGCCCAUGAACCCCGUGAAGCGGCGGAAGACGACCGACGAGGAGGAGGGGGCGAAGGGCGUGUGGCGCAGCGAGGAGGAGCGGGAGCAGCAGCGCAAGCUGCAGCAGAUUUACGAAAAGUACAGCCAGUCGGGAGCCCAGGCCAGCGUCGGCCGCAAGGCCCACCGCGGGGUCGUCGCCGCGGCCACCGCCGCCUUGGCCGAGGAGGUCCUGGAGGGCGGGCAGUUGCCCGAGCUUGUGGCGAAGGCCGCCUGCCCCGCGGCGGGCGUGCCGGAACCCGACCUCAGCUCCGACGCUUGCGAGGUCGAGACGCCGCUCGCCUCCAGCCAGGCGGCGCUGCGGCAGGACGGGCCGCUGGACGCCCUGCUCCGCCUGGCUGUGGAGGCCGAGCUGGAUCCGAUUCUGCGGUUCCCUGCCCUCGCGGCCGAGGAUGCCGAGGUGGAGCAGGAGGGCGCGGAGGAGGCCGAGCCCGCGCCGGUUGGCGCGCACUUGGUGCUGGGCGCGCCGCACUCCGGCCCCGACUCCCGCGCCCACGCGGACGAGGGGGUCCAGCAGGUGAUCGCGGACCGCGUGCUGCACCUGGAGGCCGCCGUGCCCGAGUCGGCGGCCGCGAUCCUCGUGCCGGACGUGCUGGGCUCCGACCUCGGCUCCGAGGCGGCUCUGGAGGGCGAAGACGCCAGCCUGGACGAGCAGGUCCUGGAGAGCGUGGAGACGACCGAGUCCACGUCGGCGGGUGCGAGCCUCGGGCCUGACGUGGCGGGGGAGGUGGUGGAGGUGGUGCAGGAGUUGGCGGAUGUCCGCGAGGCCUCGGCGAGCGGGGCGCUCGACGGGCUCCUCAGAGGUCAGGUCAGGUUCUGCGUCAACUUUGGAGAAGGGGGGGGCAAGCCCACCUUUAUGCCCCCGUACCAGACAGCCCCCGCCUCUGGCAAGGGCGUGCGGUUUCACACUCUGCUGGCGGGGACCAUGGCCUGCCUUGCCUGGUCUGUAUUGGCUGCGGUAGCACCGGAGCACCUCGGCAACUCCUGGUACCCGAUCGGCCCGGGCGCCCUUCGGUCGCGCCAGGGCGUGGCGGAGUACGACAUCAUGUACUUCUCUCCCAUACAAGUCGGGGACGAGCGAAACACGCACUACCUCUACUUCAACACGGAGAUCUACAACCGGCAGUGGCCACAGACGAUGGUAGACCAGAUGCUGUCCCAGAUCGACGAGCUCAGGCACGUCGAGCUGGGCAUCUACCCCUGCACCGCCGACUUCAAGCAGAGGCACCGGGAGAGGGUGAUGUUCCACUGCAAGAUGGCGCUGGCGUACCUGGACUCGCGGGAGGCUCGGAUCGCGAUGAAGCUCUGCGAGGUAGUGGAGCCGUCCACGCGGUCCUCCGAGGUCUGGAUCGCACAGGACCCCGAGCUGGACCUCGGCCUGCUCCGCGUCACCCACCUCUCCGUCCUCGCCAGCGCGGCCCGGCGCGUGAAGUUCUACCAGAAGGCCCCCGCCCUUUGCCUGCAGGGACGUGGCAACGAGAUGGUCUUCUACAAGAACUUCAUGGAUGGUUACCCGGUCGUGGGGGCGAUCGAGGUCACGUCGCGGGCGGCCGUCCUCGCCCUGGCGACAGAUGGGGCGGGGUGCGAGAACAUGGCCAACGGCGCCGCGGAGGACCCCGACGACUGGUUCGCGCGGUGCCUGGGGAGCCUCGGCGCGGUCAUGAGGGAGGACACGGGACGGCGCGCUCCUCCAGCACGACAACCAGCCGCCGGGCGACAGGUGCUUCGACGGCUGGUGGGUGGCUAUGCACCCGUACAAGGACCUUGCAAGCUACACACAGCUGGCCUCCGAUCUGUCGGUCUCCAGCACCACGGCAGUCGGGCGUCGGCCGCUCGCGGAGUCACCGUGCGAUGAGCAGGCUGCCCAGUGAGUCGGCGGGGCCUGUGAGCUUCAGACAGAGUAGCUGUGCAUGCGCCCUUCUGGCCAAGCCAGGAGGGCGUGGCGUAUACACCGCUGCUGGUUGGCGUUGUGAACAACAUCGGCGUUGGCCACCUCCGCGGCCGUUUCCGGCGGCGAGCGGAAGAGGCCUCGAGACGUUGGGCCCUCGCCGCUUGUGCUGGAGGCCUCGACGGAGCCUCGAGGGCGGCCGUCGAGGGCGGCCGUCGCGGGCCCAGGCUGUGCUAGCUGCGAGCCCAAGGGAGGGCCAUUGCGCCGCAAGGUAGCGCCCUCUCAGGAUCCGGUGGCAGUAGCGCCCUCUCAAGAUUCGGCGGUAGGCGAGGGGGGGGAGUCAGAAGGAGGAGGCCUUCUCAGACGGC